ACACAGAGCUGAAGAUGGCGGAGAGCUGCUGUUGGCUGUUAGUUUUGGGUUCUGUUUUGCUGUGCAGUUUGUUGAAAGCGCUGCUGCCCACAGUCUCCUUGUGUAUAGCCAAACUCCUGCAGAAGGACGGAGAGACUGAGCUCCAAAUGAGAAUCGAAAUUGGAAACAUGAAGCAGGAGUUGGCAACAAUCAGCAUGAUGGAUGAGUUUGCCAGAUAUGCCCGGCUGGAACGCAAGAUCAACAAGACGACGGACAAACUGAAGACUCACGUGAAAACCAGAACGGCACAGUUAGCCAAGAUCAAGUGGGUGGUGACCAUUGUUUUCUACGUUCUACAGGCUGCUCUGAUGAUCUCUCUGAUCUGGAAGUACUACUCGGAGCCUGUCACAGUGAUGCCCAGUAAAUGGAUCGCGCCUCUGGAGAAGCUGGUGGCAUUCCCCACAGGAAUACCAGGUGGUGUGGGAAUUACCUGCUGGCUCCUGGUGUGCAAUAAAGUGGUGGCCGUGGCUCUAAACUGCGCCCAGUCGAUCGAGCUGUGACCGACCACAAUCGUCUGACUCCUCGCAGGUCUCUUCAAUUUCCACCGAUACCCAUCACACGUGACUGCUCGUGUCUGGAAAAUCUCUGAAUCUCGGUCGCCCUCGCCCCUCCGCCCGAGAUUCAGUGGUUGGUUUGAAGGUCUUUGAGACACUUGUGAGUUUUUUUUUAAAAAAUAAAAAAAAAAUCUGCACUGACUUGGAGGGUGUGUGUGAGAGAGAGAGAGAGAGAGAGAGAGAAAGCACACACACACACUCCCUCCAAACCCGUGGAGGUCAACAGUUUUGUGUAAAAUGUAAAGAUUUUUGUUUCCUACUGCGGACUACUUAAAAGUAGCAGUUUUAGUUUAGUAACUGAACCAGAUUUAGUUUGUUUUCUUGAGCGGCAGAGAGACUGCAGGAAUGUGCUGGCACAAAGAGUGUUAGUGAUGCGCAGCUGACAACCCCCACGGUGUGUCUCACCACAAUUUACCGGGUGAACGGUCACGUCCACAACACAGCCGAAUUGCUGAGGUGUAACUACAGACAGACGUUAAACCUAGGACCCAAAGGUGCCCAGUCAGUUUGAUGUUAAAAGAGAAGAGAAGGGAGUUUCGCUCUCCCAAGUGUCCUGUCCCAACAAAAUUGGUCACUCGCCUCAUGGCAGUUUGUGGGGACAUUGGCAGGCUCGCUGUUUCGUUGUUGGAAAUAUGUCGAGAGGACAGGAAACCAGAUUCACACUGACGUGCAGGAGCGUUUAAAACUGAGUUUAAAUCUUUUAAAACUUAAAUGCUUUCAGACGCUCUCGAUUUUGCAGCCACUCAACCAUUCAGGGAAUGAACAUCGUUAUAACUUGGAGUCCUGUAGCCUAUUGUUGUGGAGUCCUGUAGCAUAGUGGUUAGCACGCUCGCCCCGCAAGCGAGAGGACCCGGGUUCGAUUCCCGAAAUCGGGGAAAAAACCUCAGGCAUGUUUCCUUACUCCACACACCUCUCUCUGUUUGCCUUGAGGUAAUUAGGAACCCCGUUGUUAAGUCGACUGGUGGAUCUCUUCCUGGGGGUAAUAAUCCCAUCAUCAAAAAAAAUUACUCAAUCACUGGUCACUCAAUUCACGACUUUGUGGGUUAUUGCUGUGUGCAAUUGGCUGCCGCGUUUCGCCCACAAAAUACAGUCAAUCCACUUUACAAUAUAUUCUGUGAGGCGCUUUGAGACAUCUCAAUGAUGUGAUAAGGUGGUAUGUCAUAGGCAUUAUUAUUGAUAAUAAUACAAGCUGUGUAUCUUGUGUGUGUUGCAAUGCUACAUUCUUGUUGGAGCUCCUCAACUUUGAAUGUAUUCACUGUUUUCAUGUGUUUAUGGGUUUGUGCGUAUAUGUGUGUUUUUCAUUACUGUAAAUAAAGGACAGUGAUGGGC
Callorhinchus milii (elephant shark) is the source of this 1922-nucleotide messenger RNA. It is a transcript of the gene get1, whose product is annotated as guided entry of tail-anchored proteins factor 1. Gene Ontology annotation, biological process: tail-anchored membrane protein insertion into ER membrane. The record is from RefSeq and is marked provisional. Lineage: Eukaryota; Metazoa; Chordata; Chondrichthyes; Chimaeriformes; Callorhinchidae.